Messenger RNA from Hibiscus syriacus, 709 nucleotides. Its product is annotated as probable NADH dehydrogenase [ubiquinone] 1 alpha subcomplex subunit 12. Lineage: Eukaryota; Viridiplantae; Streptophyta; Magnoliopsida; Malvales; Malvaceae. Gene Ontology annotation, cellular component: membrane. The transcript has 5 exons. Gene Ontology annotation, biological process: response to oxidative stress; mitochondrial respiratory chain complex I assembly. The record is from RefSeq and is a predicted model, not a curated record. Bases 54 to 533 code for a protein of 159 amino acids.
CUCAAAAAUUGAAGGAAAAAAGUUAUUGUUAAAGAGACGAUAAAGGAGAGGAGAUGGCGACGGCGGUGGUGAAGAGCGCUUUGCAGGCGAUCCGUGAGAGAGGUCUCCGUACUUUCUUGAGGGACCUCAAGGAUGAAGGCUUCACGAAAUGCUUCUUCGAUGGAAACCUUCUGCAAACCAAAAUCCAUGGCAUAGGAGCAACACUUGUGGGUAUUGAUAAAUUCGGCAAUAAGUACUAUGAGAAGCUUGGAGAUACACAAAUUGGAAGACACAGGUGGGUUGAAUAUGCGAAAAAGGAUCGUUAUGACGCUUCUCAGGUACCACCGGAAUGGCAUGGCUGGCUUCACUGCAUAACUGAUCACACCGGUGAUGAGCUUUUGAUGCUAAAACCCAAGAGGUACGGGGCUGAGCACAAGGAAAACUUAUCUAGCAAAGGUAGUGAGUUUGUCUACCAUUCAAAAGGGCAUGCGCUUAAUCCGGGCCAGAGAGACUGGACAAGUUACCAGUCAUGGCAACCAACCAAGACAGAGUAGUCUGAGAAACCAAUCUCUUGAGUUUGCGAGUUCUGGGAUGCUUGACUUUGUUUUUGAUGAAUAAUAUAUUAUAUUCGUCUUAAAGAAUAGCUCUUGUGCAGGCAAGAAACUGCAAGCUAUCAACUGAUAUUUGGAUGUUGUCAAUAAAUUUCAGAUCAUCUGAUAUUGUUGAUUUC